Molecule: messenger RNA, 1170 nt
Organism: Acytostelium subglobosum LB1
Lineage: Eukaryota; Evosea; Eumycetozoa; Acytosteliales; Acytosteliaceae
Exons: 4
Coding region: 1-1170 (389 amino acids)
Biological process (GO): glycerophospholipid catabolic process
Molecular function (GO): starch binding
Source: RefSeq, a predicted model, not a curated record
AUGACAACCUCGUCAUACAAUGAUAGGCCAUCUACUCAGGACAACUGUCCCGAUCAAAGUUGCCAGCAUCAUCAACAACUACAACAGCAGCAGCAGCAGCAACAGCAACAGCAUCAACAACUACAACAGCACCACUCCAGCAGCAACAACAACAAUCACCUGAACAGUUCGACAACUGCCGCACCCCAGAGACCUGAUGGCACACACCCUAACCAACCUGAUAGUAUCAAUUCAAUAAUGAGUCCGGACACUGGUCUGUUCACCAGAGUCACCUUCAAGGUAGAGACGCCAGUGGACCAGAUGGCAUCUCCAAACCAAGUGGUGGCGAUCAUAGGUGAUGUACCAGAGGUUGGUAAUUGGUCCGCUUCUGGAUCAAUCCAAUUGGAUAACGUAGAGAGGACUGAUACACAUCUCAUAUGGACCACUUGUAUCGUGUUCCAUUCGUCAGAGAAGAUCCACUACAAGUACAUCGUACUAAACAAGGCCAGAGUGCCACCUUUGCUUCAGGAGUGGGAGGCCACCAAGGGCGUACGUUCGAUCCAAGUGGAGGGCAAGGAGAUGUUUGUAAACGAUGGCCUGUUUGGCAUGCUUGACUCUGCAUCACAGCCCUGGAUCGGUCGUGGUUGGCUGGCCGAGAAUGAAACCCAACUACGUGUUAUGCUCCAAGUGGACCAAUCACCAGUUAUUCUAUACGACAAGGCACUGGAAAACUCAAACCUGGUUCUAAGGAUUCAUGAUCCAUAUGGAUUAUCGACAGAUUUCCAACUACCACUGAUGAGAUACACUGAGCUUGUUCUGCAUGCCCCAUCAAUGGAGCAGCUGGGCUUCUCUGCCAGUAUCCUGAGACAAUGUCCCACCAGCAAUGAUCAUAAGGACCUGCUUGGCAAAGUGUUCAUUGUGUCCAAUCAAUUGCAAAGCAAGUGGGCCAAGUUACAUUCACCAAUUCUAAAUGAAAAGGGACCGAUUGGCGAGUUCAGGUUCAACUUUAUGGUGGUGACACCAUUCACACACUCAAUGAACUCAUUGAGCUCCCUCUGGCAUGCCUUUGUCGAGCAUCAACCUAAAACACUAAUUGGACACAGAGGCAAUGGCAAGAACAACUUUGGUAUCAACACCAGUGCUGUUAGUGAGUAUCUAUGCUUUAGUCAUUUUGGUCUGCUGGUACACUGA